AUGGAUGCCACACUCGCCGGUAGAGCUCGGUUGUUGAAGCUCAAUGAGUUAGAGGAAUGGCGCGAAAGGGCAUAUGAGAAUGCAGUACUGUACAAGGCAAGGACUAAACGCUAUCAUGAUGCGAAAUUAGUUCCAAAAAAGUUUCACGAAGGACAGUUGGUGUUACUGUUUAACUCCCGAUUUAAGUUAUUUCCCGGUAAACUCAAGUCCAAGUGGUCUGGUCCUUUUAUAGUUAAGGAAGUGUUUCCACAUGGGGCUGUGGAAAUCUUCAAAUCAGGGGAGGAGAAUCAGAGUUUUAAGGUGAAUGGUCAAAGGUUGAAAGUUUAUCGUGGUGGAGAGCUCGUUCGGCACAAUGUGGCUCUUUUCUUCCAAGACCCUUAG
Molecule: messenger RNA, 381 nt
Organism: Trifolium pratense (red clover)
Lineage: Eukaryota; Viridiplantae; Streptophyta; Magnoliopsida; Fabales; Fabaceae
Exons: 1
Coding region: 1-381 (126 amino acids)
Source: RefSeq, a predicted model, not a curated record